GUAGAGGUGUAAUUGCGCAUGGCUACGAAUGUUGAGGUGUGAUUAUGCAUGGCCACGGAUGGCCAACAAACACAAUGGGCGGGGUUACGGCCGUACACAAGGGUGGCGCUAGCACCGACGUCCGCAUGUGUAUCCCCCACGGGCCCCCCCUCGGGGGCGAGUCCUAUAAAAGGUGAUGAGCUCGAGGGCUCGAGGUCGGGACUCAGCUUUAACCAGAGAAGACGGAAGACCAGCUAGUGUAGGCCCCAGAGCUCCCCUGGCUCGCUGUCCUUAUAAGGGCCGACCAGGGCAAGCCGGUGGCGUGGCCCCGAGAGCCCAGACGAAGCUGGUCUGGUGACUCAGGGAGCCGGGAUCCCAGCUUAACCAAGCUGGGACAGAUAGCCUCCCCUAGUCCCGUAGUGGAGGAAUUGGUAUAGGUUAGAGGGGUUAGCUGUCGAGAAUCCCUGUAGCCAAGUGACCUGUACAACUGUGUUGGUGUAAUAAAUAAGUGUGCCUCCGAUCCUGUCGUCAAGCCUCCAUAUAUACUUACUACAUCUGGUGUCAGAAGUAAACGUCCAACGAUGGACACACGAGGGACGACACGUACCAGGGAGUCGGAGAUGGAAGACGCCGCGGCCGAAUCUCCACCAGUGAUGGCCGGGGUCGAAUCGGAGCAGCCGGGGCCGAGUACGCCCGCGCCGCUACGACAGGUGGAGGGGGAUGCGUCGGCCGAAGGACUCCGGCUGGCCCACUCCCGCCUGGCGGACCUGCUCUACGCCGCGGCCGCCGCGUUGGAGGAGAUCAUGCGGCUGGGGGCUGGAGGAGCAGCGCGGGUCGACGACGGCAGCCGGCGCGGGGCGACGUUUCCCGCCACCCCGACGCGGCUCGCGGUCAAAUUUCCCGCCAUCUCUACAGUACGAGCGGAGGGCGGGGCCGGCCCGCGUCACGUGUCUGCUGAGCGCCAAGCACAAGCCGUGACAUCAUCAACGCCGGCCGGCGCGUCAACAUCAGAGCGACCGGCGAUGCCAUGUGCACGGCCCGCCCACACUGUAUCAUCGGCGGGGAGCGACGGAGAGCGUUCUGCGGCCACGGACGCCGCCUUACAACAGCGUCUGCCGCCUCUUAAAGAAUUUGUCGGCGCUGACGGAGACUGGGGCGGCUUCAAGAGGCGGUUCAUCGCUCAUCAAGAGAUGGCGAACUGGUCGGACGCCGAGGCUCUACGCGCGCUGCCAGCGAUGCUGGACAACGACGCCCUGGCUACCCUCACCUCGGCGCCGAGGGAAAAGCGCGCCACUCUACACCUGGCGUUGCAGCUGCUGUCAGCCGUCUAUGGGCCGCCUUCGGACUGCAGGCAGCUGUUCCACGAUCGGAGUCGGGGCGCCAACGAGUCACCCCUGGCCUUCCGGACGGCUCUCCUGGCUCUGGCAAAGGCUGCUUUCCCAAGGAUGGACGAGGAAGGAGUGGAUGCCAUGGUGGCUGAGAAGCUGCUGCUACUCGCUGACGAGCUGGACGUCAACGUCUUGGCUCAGGACGACGCGGAGAUGUCGUCCCUGCUGGUCGCGCGCCACAUCCACGGGGGCUUGCGGUCCCUGCGUCGGAAGGCGGCAAAGGGGGCGGCCGGCCAUGCCAUGGCGACCACCGCCCUCCCAUCAGUGGAGGUCUGCGGGGUGGAGCGGCGAGGGGAAUGGAGAUCGGCGGCACCGCAGGCUCGGAAUGGACCGAGCCGCCAGGAGCAGCCCAGGUCAUCUGGGGCGCUCACACGCUGCUACAACUGUGGCCUGCAAGGCCACGUUGCGUCUGGAUGCCGGGCUCCCCGUCAGCGCGGGGCGACACCUCGUCAGGACGCCACGCCGUCUCCUCCCAAGCUCCAGCAGAGAAAUACGGUGAAACAGGAGUGACGGGUCCACACCCACCAACCCCUCCCGGAGGGGUCGGGGGUCACUCGGCAGCGACGCCUGACUCUCUUGCACCCGGACCGUCAACAACCGUCACUGAGCGUGCCAGGACGGGCCCUUGUGAUGGGCCCGCCGCGCGGACGCGCGCCAAAACGCGCAGACUAUUGUGAGGUCGGCCGUUGGGGGGCCUUGCGGACAAUGGGAGGGGUGGCGUCCGGAGUGUGUGUAUAUAUGUUGGUUUUGGGGUAUUUAUUCGGGGGGGGUGCGUC
Messenger RNA from Lethenteron reissneri (Far Eastern brook lamprey), 2143 nucleotides. RefSeq lists its product as uncharacterized. The record is from RefSeq and is a predicted model, not a curated record. Gene Ontology annotation, molecular function: nucleic acid binding; zinc ion binding. NCBI's taxonomy places the organism in Eukaryota, Metazoa, Chordata, Hyperoartia, Petromyzontiformes, Petromyzontidae.